CCCUCUUACUACUUGUUACUUAGUGCAAGCGAGGAAAGUGGAGAUGUGGAGUGAAAAAGAUGGGGAGAAGAUGAGACGGACCACUUUAUACAGCCUUUUGAAUGAAGUAGGAAAUGCAUGCUUCUAGGAUGUGUGAACUAUAUCUUGUUCUGAAGGGAGGAGCUCUGAGGUUUCUGUUUAUUGGGAAAGCUUGAACCUUUGACAAUGAGGUCUUUGUUUUGCUAGAUAAAUCUCAUAGUUUUGUUAGUGCUUCAGUAGCAAAGGGAUAAGGAAACUCUGAAAGUUCCAAUCUUUGUCACAAUGGCAUCCUCUCCAUCUUCACCCAUUGCUACCCUGCCACCAAAACAGUCAGCCUCUGAUUCUCCUCCUCCAAUGGCUUCCUCACCAUCCACUUCUCAAUCAAAUGUUAUUUCCGCCCCACCUCCUUCGUCACCUCCUCUCAUGUCCACUGCCCCUACUCCCUCUCCUCCACCUCUUCCAACUUCAGUAUCACCAUCCUCUCCUCCACCUUUAUCACCACCAGCACCUCCUUUGGCCAUGCCUCCUCCUCCAAUAUCUGCACCACCACCAACCCCUACAUUGUCCUCCCCUCUACCACCUACAUUACCAUCAUCGCCUCCUCCUAGUCCACCUAUCUCGCAUACGUCGCCCAAUGUUGCUCCUCCCCCAAGUCCACCUAGCUCAGCUCCAGUUCCUGGUGGCUCACCUCGUACUAUUUCUCCUCCUCCAAGUGCACCUAUCUCACCUCCAUUGCCUGAUGGCAUGCCUCCUGCUGUUACUCCUCCAAGUCCACCUAUCUCACCUGCAUUGCCUAAUGGCACACCAGCUACUACUAUUCCCACUCCAAGUUCACCUAUAGCACCUCUGCCGUCUACUGCUAUUCAUCCUAGAUCACCAGCUGUACCUAAAUCACCACCCUGGGCAUUAGUUGUAUCACCCAGAACUUCAUCGCCGCCACCACCUUUUCCAGAGUUGCUUCCUUCAAGGUCUCAGGCACCACCUUCCAAUCCUAGAUUGCCAAAAUCAACUGUCAAUGCUGAUCCUCCCCCUUCUGCUGUGAAUUCUUCUAGAGGUGCAAAUCCUUUGGUCUCAGCUGUGCCUUCUCCUCCCGCUACUAGCAGUCCUCUUCCCACUGUUCCAGUAGGUGAUCGUUUCAACCCAAGAAGCCCUGUUCCCAAUAGAUCUGCUAGAUCUCGUCCAAAUGUUAUUAUAAACCCGGGGAGUAACAACUCUGUCGGAGGUACUGAGAUGAAAAGCGGAAUGGCCACUGCAAUUGUGGUCGUAACAGGUCUCCUAGUGCUUUGUUUAGUCGGAACAGCUCUGUGGUUUGUGAGGAAGAAGAGAAAGUCUGUUAGUGAGGAAUAUGGAGGCUAUCUUAUGCCUUCAUUGAACAUGGUUAAUGCAGAGUCAUAUUACUCGAGGUCUCCGACAGCACCUCUUGUGUACAAUGCUGGGAUUGCAUGCUCAUUGCCUGAACUGGAUCUAGGCAAUUCUAAAUCAUUAUUCACAUAUGAAGAGCUGUAUGGGUUUACCGGUGGCUUCUCAAAUCAGAAUCUUCUGGGUGAAGGUGGCUUUGGCUGUGUGUACAAAGGAUGUUUACCUGACGGAAGAGAAGUGGCCGUGAAACAACUCAAAGUUGGUGGUGCUCAAGGGGAGCGUGAGUUUCAAGCUGAAGUUGAAAUUAUAAGUCGCAUUCACCAUCGGCAUUUGGUCUCCCUUGUAGGCUACUGCAUAGCAGAAAGGGAGAGAUUACUCGUCUAUGAUUAUGUGCCUAACAAUACACUCUAUUAUCAUCUUCAUGGUGAAGGAAGGCCUGUUAUGAAUUGGGCAACAAGGGUCAAGGUUGCUGCCGGUGCAGCUCAUGGAUUAGCCUACCUGCAUGAGGAUUGCCAUCCUCGGAUAAUUCAUAGAGAUAUAAAGUCAUCAAAUAUUCUUUUAGGCAACAACUUUGAAGCUCAGGUUUCUGAUUUUGGGCUUGCAAAAUUAGCUAUGGAUGCUAACACACAAGUUACUACUCGUGUUGUGGGCACAUUUGGUUAUUUGGCACCGGAAUAUGCAUCGAGUGGCAAGUUGACUGAUAAGUCUGAUGUCUACUCUUUUGGCGUUGUGCUUUUAGAGCUUAUUACUGGUCGAAAGCCAGUUGAUACAUCGCAACCUAUUGGAGAUGAGAGUCUUGUUGAAUGGGCUCGACCAUUGCUGACUCAAGCACUUGAUACCGGGAGUUUCCAAGAACUGCCUGACCCUCGGCUAGAGGGUAAGUACAAUGAAAAUGAGAUGCUCCGAAUGAUAGAAGCUGCUGCAGCAUGCAUCCGACAUUCAACAGCAAUGAGACCACGCAUGGGACAGGUUGUCCGAGCUCUCGAUAGUCUGGCUGAAUUUGACAUAAGAAACGGCAUCAUCCCCGGUCGAAGUGAAUUGUUUGCUCUUGGCCUGGACUCAUCAGAAGUAGAACUAUUUCAGAAUAUGGUAUCUGGCAGUCAGAAAUUCUAGCUGCAGUAAUCACAGUAAAUUGUAAACAAGGCAUAAUACAAUGUUCUAUUGCAUUCUUGUGUUCAUAUAUAGCUAUCAUUUUCUUCUUAAUUCAUUGUAGAAUGGAAUUUUUGUGUCA
Messenger RNA from Dioscorea cayenensis subsp. rotundata (Guinea yam), 2608 nucleotides. Its product is annotated as proline-rich receptor-like protein kinase PERK8. Lineage: Eukaryota; Viridiplantae; Streptophyta; Magnoliopsida; Dioscoreales; Dioscoreaceae. Gene Ontology annotation, molecular function: protein kinase activity; ATP binding. The record is from RefSeq and is a predicted model, not a curated record. Gene Ontology annotation, biological process: protein phosphorylation. The transcript is spliced from 9 exons. The coding region runs from base 301 to 2490 and encodes 729 amino acids.